Messenger RNA from Akanthomyces muscarius, 1578 nucleotides. RefSeq lists its product as uncharacterized. Bases 1 to 1578 code for a protein of 525 amino acids. NCBI's taxonomy places the organism in Eukaryota, Fungi, Ascomycota, Sordariomycetes, Hypocreales, Cordycipitaceae. The record is from RefSeq and is a predicted model, not a curated record. The transcript has 3 exons. Gene Ontology annotation, molecular function: oxidoreductase activity.
AUGCCUUCAGCACUACCCUCCCGCCCAAUGGGAGACUCCAACCACAUAAAAAAAGUCGCCAUCGUCGGCAGCGGCUGUUCCGGCAUCGCAGCACUGUGGGCGCUCAACCGCACAUACCACGAUGUCCAUCUGUACGAAGCCGCAGAUCGCCUUGGCGGUCACACAAAUACCGUGCAAUGGAGCGCCGGCAAGUUCAAGACGGCAGUCGAUACUGGCUUCAUCGUCUUGAACACGGCUACCUACCCCAACUUCAUCAACUUCCUCAGCAAGGUGGGAGUAGAGACGGAACCCACAGACAUGACGUUUGGCGUUACGCGCGACCAGGGCGCCUUUGAAUGGGCCGGCACAAGUCUCAAUGCCGUCUUCACUCAGCGACGACGCAUCUUCUCCCCGCGCAUGUGGCGCAUGAUCUUUGACAUUGUGCGCUUCAACCAGUUUGCCCUCGACCUCCUCAUUCACGACGAAAAAGACUCUUCCGACCGCCACCGCAACUUCUCCACCAAGCGCGUGGACCAGAACGAGACCAUCGGCACCUAUCUGACCCGCGAGGGCUAUUCCGACGCCUUCCGAGAUGAUUAUUUGCUUCCCAUGGCCGCGGCCGUCUGGAGUACCAGCCCCGACAAGUGUGGUCUCGACUUCCCCGCCAUUGCGUUGGUGCGAUUCAUGUGGAACCACCAUCUGCUGACGACAGUAUCUGAGCGACCUCAAUGGCUCACCAUCAAGGAAGGCGCCCAGGCAUACAUCCAAGCCGUCAUGAAGGGAUUCCCGCCAAACCACCUCCAUCUCAACACCGCUGUGCGCCAAAUCGCCAACAGCGCCGAUGGCCGCGUGCUGCUGAGCCUGGAAGAUGGCAACACCGAAGUGUUCGACCACGUCAUCCUGGCGACCCACGGCGACGAAGCGCUCGCACUCCUCGGGCCCUCUGCCACGGAAAAGGAGCGAGCCGUUCUCUCAUGCUUCCAGACUUCGCAGAACGAGGCCGUGCUGCACUCGGACACCAACUUCAUGCCGCGCAACACCCGGGCCUGGGCGGCUUGGAACUACCUGACCAUGUCCUCACCCUCGACCGGCAAGGCCAACAUCGACAAGGUGUCGCUCACCUACAACAUGAACAUCCUGCAGCACAUCCCGCAAGAUCCCUUUGGCGAUGUUCUCGUCACCCUGAAUCCCCUCCAGCGCCCGCGCCAGGCGACCGUCCAGGGCCGAUUCUUCUACUCGCACCCGCUGUACACGCCCGGCGCCUUCCGUGCCCAAAAGGAGCUGCCGCACAUCCAAAACAAGCGCGGAAUCAGCUACGCGGGUGCUUGGACAAACUACGGCUUCCACGAGGACGGUUUCAGCAGCGGCCUAGCCGUCGCGCAGAAGCACCUCGGUGCCAAGCUGCCUUUUGAGUUCAAGGACUCGACGUACAGCAGAGGCCGGAGGCCGCAGCUGGGCUUGGCGGACUACGUUUUGCGAUUUUUCAUCUUACUCAUCCAACUCUUUAUUGUAUUGACAAUUGACCGGUUUUCGUCUGUUAGUAAGAGACGGAGUGUGCUAAAUGGCACGGCCAAGUCCUACAAGAAGAAGCACAACUGA